Phialemonium atrogriseum is the source of this 2963-nucleotide messenger RNA. Its product is annotated as kinase-like domain-containing protein. The record is from RefSeq and is a predicted model, not a curated record. Gene Ontology annotation, molecular function: ATP binding; protein serine/threonine kinase activity. Gene Ontology annotation, biological process: intracellular signal transduction; protein phosphorylation; regulation of MAPK cascade. Bases 1 to 2562 code for a protein of 853 amino acids. Lineage: Eukaryota; Fungi; Ascomycota; Sordariomycetes; Cephalothecales; Cephalothecaceae. The transcript has 3 exons. Gene Ontology annotation, cellular component: cytoplasm.
AUGAACAACAGUACCUAUGCCACAGGCCAGUUCCUGAACCCUGGCCCAGCACCACGGCCUCCGACCGACAGACCCCGCCUUAAUCUGACACCCAACACCAAUCUCCCCGGGAGCAUGGGUAACAUGAGCCUUUCUUCCCCAAUGAGGACUGUGCCCUCCCAGUAUAGCGGCUCUACCAUCUCGCUUCCGUUAGGACGCCAGUCAUCUAACACUGAUGGCUCAGGAGGGCUGGGCAUCAUCAAGCAAGGCUGGGCUUCGGUGAAGGAGAAUAGAAACUUCAUCAAUCCCUGGAAACAGAAGUACCUAAUUCUCCGCAAGGAGUGCCUCGACUUCCACAAAGCUGAGGGUAGCAAGGUUGCCUAUACCUUGUUUCUAAAGGAUGUCAUUAACGUCGGCCGGGUUGAGGCAGCCGGUACCAUCUUUGAGAUCAAGAGAAACACCAGCGGCUCCUCAACAAGCCCUGGCGAUGAUGACGGCACUCUCCGAACCCUCCAUAUCAAGGUCAAGGGUGACGACGAUCUCUAUGAGUGGAUUGACUUCAUAUAUGGCCGCUGCCCGGGCAUGGGUGGAGUGAGCAAUCCCACCAACUUCUCACACGCCGUCCACGUCGGUUUUGACCCCCAGAGCGGUGAAUUCGUCGGGCUGCCCCCUGAGUGGUCCAAGUUGCUCAACUCGUCAGCCAUCACAAAGGAAGACUACGAGCGAGACCCGCAAGCUGUCUUCGAGGUCUUGGACUUCUACUCGGAUCUGACCAAGCGCGCCCAAAACCCCAACCAGUACCCCAGCCUGACCCCUACCCCGCCCCCAGGGAGCAUGCAGAACAGGCAGUUGGGCUACGCCAGUGGUAGCUCUGUUGCGCCGCCACGCCCAAUGCAGCCAAUGCAGCGCAAUCCCAGUUCGACUUACGGAUCCCAGCAAGGUGUCGGGGGACAACGCCGGCCUUCUCCAACAGAAUCCCAAAACCAGCAGCGCAUGCAGAUGCAGAACAUGGCCCCCAACUAUGUGAACAAUGAUCGCAGCCGUGAAGAGCAGCGCGUGAGGGAUGCCGAGGCUGCCCAGCGGCAGAAGAUGAUGGAAAUGGAGGAGCAGAACCGCCGAGAUAUGGAGGCAUACAAUGCCUCGAUCCCCAAAGCGAAGACCCCGGCUGCCCAACAGGAGCUGGGAGGCUAUGGAGGAGCCCCGACUUCUGGUCCCGAUCGGUUCAAUCCCAGCCGAGCUGCACCCACCGCGCCAAAGGCAAGCCCACAAGCUGCCAGCCUCCGUGCCCAACGACCGGCACCCUCGCCGCCGACUGCUGGCGCUUCACGCCCGCCCGUCAGCCAGCAGUCCAGCUCGUCAUCUACCCGUGAUCCGCAGUUGCAGGCACAGAGAAUCCCACGGCCCGACCAGCAGGGCUCCCAAAGCCCUGCCCAACGGUACCCCAAUGGUGCUAUGACCGCCCAGGCACGAGCCAACGGCCAAGGACAGGCACAGGCACAGCCCCCCUCGCGACUGCCGGCACCCGUCAAGCCCCUCAACGUUGGUCCCAAGACAACUGGCCAGGAUGCGGUCAAGGCCGCAGAGGCUGCUCUCACGGCCAAGCCGACUGCAGCAGAGCGCAAGCAGGAUGUACGCAUGUCUACCAUGUCGGAGGGAGAGGUCAUGGCAAAACUCAAGGAGGCCGUCUCCAAGGACGACCCCAACCUGUCUUACUCAAAGCAGAAGAAGAUUGGCCAGGGCGCGUCUGGGUCCGUCUACGUUGCUAAGGUCAAAGAGACGGCUCCCUCUCCUGUGGCUCGCGAGAUCCUGCGCCAGCAGGGCAUCAAGGCCCAGGUCGCCAUCAAGCAGAUGGAUCUUGCUCACCAACCCCGCAAGGAGCUGAUUGUGAACGAGAUCAUGGUCAUGAAGGACAGCAAGCAUCGGAACAUUGUGAACUUCCUCGACGCCUUCCUCCGCAAUAACAACUCGGAGCUGUGGGUUGUCAUGGAGUUUAUGGAAGGUGGUGCACUGACUGAUGUCAUUGACAACAACCCGGUCAUCACCGAGGAGCAGAUCUCGACCAUCUGUCUCGAGGCAUGCCGAGGCCUCCAGCACCUCCACUCGCAGAACAUCAUUCACCGCGAUAUCAAGAGUGACAAUGUCCUCUUGGAUGCCCGUGGUAACGUUAAGAUCACUGAUUUUGGCUUCUGUGCCAAGCUUACGGAAACGAAAAACAAGCGAGCCACUAUGGUUGGCACUCCUUACUGGAUGGCUCCCGAAGUCGUCAAGCAAAAGGAGUAUGGCCCGAAGGUCGAUAUCUGGUCUCUCGGCAUCAUGGCUAUCGAGAUGAUCGAAUCCGAACCCCCCUACCUCAACGAAGAACCGCUGAAGGCCCUCUAUCUCAUUGCCACCAACGGCACUCCCCGGCUUAAGAAGCCGGAGAGGCUCAGCAAGGAACUCAAGGCCUUCCUCUCAGUCUGCUUAUGCGUCGACGUUAAGAGCCGCGCAUCUGCUCGUGAGCUUCUAGAACACGAUUUCUUGAAGCACGGCUGCCCACUGCCGAGUUUGGCUGAGCUUCUAGCCUUCAAGAAGCACGCCAAAUGAGUUGGGGGGAACGUUCCAUCUUUCCCCUUAUGAAUGAAAUAUGAGAAUCGCGAUGCCUUGAAAUGCCCCUUUUGGAGGAGAGUCAUGAUGAUUUCUGCAGGCAAGCCGUGCAUAUACCUAUUUUUUAACGAAUGAAAUCUUCGGCGCGCGGGGUGGUAAUGGACAACCCUUUUUUCCCCUUUCUGCUUUUUUUUCUCUUCUCUUUUCCCCUUCGGAUUUCUCGGAUCAGCAUGGAAGGAUAUUCAUUCCCCCGGUCAAAUGGAUCACUACACAAUUCGACGGCAAAACCUUAUUAGCAUGGGUGGCAUGGAUUUCCAGUGUGGCUUUGGGCAUAUAUCAUCCCCCGGUCGCCUCUUGCUAUUCAGGUCAUUCAGCGUUUGGAGAUAGUAUCGACUGGUUCC